GUACUCAGAGCCUGGUUUAUCGUGACAUUACUCGACACAAGGUGUGAAUCUGAGAUCUCAUGUGUCUCUAGACACAUUUUCAAAACAAUUACUUGGGUUUUAGGACUCAACUGUCACCGUGACACAACAGUUGCACAAGAGUUGCUGUAACGUGACGACUGACAAACGAGGACUGUCCCGCUUUCUGCUGCGUAAUCAUGACCAACCAGAAGCAUCUCAGAAAUGCGGAGGGGAAGCAACCAGACGCAGCUGAGAAGAAUUCGCAGAUUUUAGAGUGAAGUCUGGUGCUGAAGACCAGCUGCAGUCCCAGAGAGCAGCUGGUUCAGCAGGGAGGACUGUUGAUGGACCAGUCCACCCUCCUGAGGAUAUUUCACUGAGGCGGUUGAGUGCACCGGACCGAACCAGAACCGCAUCGCCCCGGUCCGGCCAUGGACGAGCAGGCGGGCCCCGGUGUCUUCUUCACCAACAACAGCAACAGCUCGGGUCUGCCCGGCGCUGGGAAUAUCAAAGCUCCGCAGCCUGGCGACGUCGGCGGCGGCGGAGAGGCGGCCAGGGCUCAGUACAGCAUCCCGGGGAUUUUACACUUUCUCCAGCAUGAGUGGGCCCGCUUCGAGGUGGAGAGGGCGCAGUGGGAGGUCGACCGGGCCGAGCUGCAGGCUCAGAUCGCGUUCCUGCAGGGGGAGAGGCGAGGUCAGGAGAACCUGAAGAAAGACCUGGUGAGACGAAUCAAGAUGCUGGAGUACGCCCUCAAACAGGAGAGGGCCAAAUACCAUAAGCUGAAGUAUGGAACAGAACUGAACCAGGGGGAGAUCAAACCACCGAGUUAUGAUUCAGAUGAGGGGAAUGACAGUGAGGUUCCCAGUCCUCAAAACAGCAGCCAUCAGCUCAGCUGGAAACAGGGACGCCAGCUGCUCAGACAAUACCUGCAGGAGGUGGGAUACACAGACACCAUCCUGGAUGUGAAGUCCCAGAGGGUGAGGGCACUGCUCGGUCUGACCGGAGACUCAGGAGAGAAACCUUCAGAGAGGAAAACCGAACCCUUGGUCAACGGCACCGAACCGUCCUCGCUGAAGGACAGCGGCAUGGUCAGUAAACCCGACAUGUCCGACUCAGCCACCGUGUUGGAGGCCUUUAAGUUCAUAGAGAGCGCUGCGGCAGAGUUCAGCGACGAGGACGAGGAGGAGGACAGUGAAGCGAGGGACAAAACCAUCCUGGACCUGGCUGCAAUGGUGAAGAAGAAACAGUCGUCAACACCGUCCUCCACGACCUCUGACCUCAGCGACGACCCCGACACAGAGGAGGCCCUGAAGGGUUUCGAUUUCUUGGCCAGUCCGGAUGAGCUGGACGGAUCACCUGAGUCCAGGAGUGGCGAAGACAACGGAGAGUGGGAGAAGGAAGAGCAGUCUUCUCUGGGUGAGCUGGCUUGGGACGUGGACCAGGGACUGAUAGCCCAGCUCAAGGAGCAGUACAGGAAGGAACGCAAGGGCAAGAAGGGGGUGAAGAGACCCAACCGGUCUAAGCUGCAGGACAUGCUGGCUAACCUGCGGGAUGCUGAGGAGCUUCCCUCCAUGCAGCCCCCUGUGACGACCUCCUCCCGGCCCAGUGUACCCAGACUCAGCGAGCACGAAGUGGGACGCCCAGAUGAGGAGGCGCUGACCUUCCUGCCGUCGUCUGGGAAGUCGUUCAUCCUGGGCCGAGUGGACGAGGCGGUUUCUAACGAGCUCGGACUGGGAGAACUGGCCGGACUGACCGUUGCCAACGAGGCCGACAGCCUGGCGUACGACAUCACCAAUAACAAGGACGCUCUGAGGAAAACCUGGAACCCGAAGUUCACCUUGCGCAGCCACUUUGACUCAGUCCGGAGUCUGGCGUUCCACCCGGUGGAGCCAGUCCUGGUCACCGCCUCCGAGGAUCACACCCUCAAACUGUGGAACCUGCAGAAGACGGCGCCGGCCAAGAAAUGUGCUGCUUUAGAUGUUGAGCCCAUCUACACAUUCAGAGCCCACAGCGGGGCUGUGCUGUGCGUCACCAUGAGCUCGAGCGGCGAGCAGUGCUUCAGUGGAGGGAUGGACGGCACCAUUCAGAGCUGGAACACCCCCAACCCCAACAUUGACCCCUACGACUCAUAUGAGCCCUCGGUCCUGCGGGGGGCGCUGUGUGGUCACGCCGACUCGGUGUGGGGCCUGGUCUACAGCUCGGCUCACCACCGCCUCCUCUCCUGCUCGGCCGACGGGACGGUCCGGCUGUGGAACGCCGCAGACACCUCGCCGUCUCUGGCCGUUUUCAACGAGCGAGGAGAGCUCGGGGUGCCGACCUCGGUGGACCUGGUGAGCAGCGAGCCGGCUCACAUGGUGACGUCGUUCACCACCGGACACAUCGGACUCUUCAACAUGGAGACGCAGCAGCUCAUCCUGAAGCUGGAUUCUGCCGGACCACCAGAAGCUCCCUGCAAGAUCAACAAAGUGCUGAGUCAUCCCACGCUGCCAAUCACCAUCACGGCUCAGGAGGACCGGCACAUCCAGUUCUUCGAUAAUAACACAGGUAAACUGAUCCACGCCAUGGUCGCCCACCUGGACUCGGUCACGAGUCUCGCCGUGGAUCCAAACGGACUGUACCUCAUGUCUGGAAGUCACGACUGCUCGAUCCGUCUGUGGAACAUGGAGAGCAAAACGUGCAUCCAGGAGUUCACCGCCCACCGCAAGAAGUUUGAGGAGUCGAUCCACGACGUGGCGUUCCACCCCACCAAGUGCUACAUCGGCAGCGCUGGGGCCGACGCGCUCGCCAAGGUCUUCGUAUGACCUGAAACCGACGGGCUGUGGAGCUCCGAGGACGAGGGGAGAGGGAGCGCUGCGAUGGAGGAAGGUGGAGUUUGGGUAUAUAUAUAUAGAUAUAGAUAUAUAUCUAUAUCUAUAUAUAUAUUCUUUGGACAGAUGGAGGAGUUUGUUUCCACUUCCGAGUCUGGACGUCAAAGCAGAAAACUGAAGGUGACAGUGACCCGGACUGCUCCUUUAAGAUUCGUCAAAUAUUCGUUCCCGCCCAGCUCCUGGACUCGGGCUGGCCUGGGUCCCAAAAACAAACCAACCUCUGGAUGAGAAGGUGGAAGAGGCCAAACAUAAAAGCAGGAACCCUCGGUACAUUUUACACAAGCUGGAAUCUUUUCUUUCUCUCUUUUCUUUAGCAGGUAAAGACACAAGCUCCACCUCUCUCCCCCGUCACUAACCCCCAACACUCCGGUGUCUGUCGGCGUCGCUUUGAAACGUUUGUCAUGAUAAUGUGCCUUUUCCUUGGAACAUAAAUUCUUCUAGGUGUUGAGGAUUAGAAGCUGUGGGAGCAGCCGGUCGAAGUUUUUCUCCUCCAAACAGUAAAAUAACUCCGCUCGGUCACAUUUACGAUCAGAACUCGCACAAACCCGAACUUCACCUCUGGAUGACGUCUGGCUCUGCACAGGACGUGGUGGAUUUUUGCGUUUAAAUGGAUUUGGUGUGAUUGUUUUUUAUCUUUUGUCCUAAAACGACUUUAAGUCGGGCCUGCAGUCUGAGGAGGAAGAAGACUUGGGUCCGUUAGAUUUUGGAGAGCCGUCCGUCACGAGGACGGACUUUCGCCCCUUAAACACCCACACAGGAGGCAGGAGGUGAAAGGUCACGACCCUGAGCUGGUCUUGCUCGAGGACGCCGGCUGCGCUGGGUGGACAGUCGGGGUGGGGGAGGGCAGGUCAGAUCCCAGACACCUUCGGAGUUUCCUUUCAAACUAAGCUGGUUUUGAACGCAGCGACUCCUGCUGGAGCAACACGAUCUGAUCCGAAAUCGGCCGCUAUCUGUCGCGGAGGAGAACCAGGCUCUGGCCUGCAGUCGCAGCCGUCAGUCAGGCCGGUGGCGCCAACGUGACCACCGUGUCGACAACCACACGAAAACGUCACACUCUUCAUUCACGCAUUCACUCGAGGACUGCGCCCAUCCGGAGACGUCCCAUCGUCCCAGAUUCAUUCCUGCCGUCAGAGACCAGAAGACCAAGGAGUCUUGCAGCAGAUGGUCCGGCCCCCACAGAGCCCUGAUCUCAGAUCACAGAGUCAGUCUGGGACCACGUGAAGAGACACUGAGACAGACUGAAUCCACGGAGGACCUGUGGCAGGUUCUCUCCAGUGUCCAAAGCUUUUGCACAGCCUGUCCCUGCCACUGCUGUGACGACUGACUGCAGCCAGCAGAGCAGGAUUAUAUAGAACUGGAUGGUGGGACUUGGCUAACGGGGUCUAAAGCUGAGUUCCACAUGAAAGCUCCACACAGAUUCCCUUUCCUUCCACAAGUGGAUCGACUGCUGACAGAGUUCCAGUCUGAAAUGUUGCCCUUCCUGGUACAUCGCUAGUCCCAUCUAUAUAUUAGUCCAAUGAGACACAGCUGCCCAGCGCACGCUGAAGCUACAGCCUGGAAACGAGCGGGAAAAUAAAUAUCUACGCAGCAGCAGAGGCUGUCGACUUUAUCCAAAUCCCGAAGGUUCUGGUCCAAAGCUGAUGAGUGUAGGAGCUGAAAUAAUGGAGCUGUGGUUUGCUGGGAAGCGAGGACUCCACCAACGGAGAGAGAGAGAAAUGAGCGUCGCUGUUGAGUUGGCGCAGCGGAGGCAGCGGCCGCCAGACGGCCGAUACCUCAACCGUCAACCUCCACUAAAACGUCCUGGCCUUCACUCUGCCAGCUGAGUUUAGGGGCAGCGGCAGGUCAGGUCCUGGUCUCGAGUCUCAGCGACGCUUUGUACCAGAGACGCGUCCCUCCUCAUCCCGCGGGCCACUACAGACGGGACGUCCUGUGGGAUCAUUUUGAAAUGAAACCCUUCGGUGUGUGUGUGGAGACUGUGCGGGUCUGAUGGUAACUGUAACGAACCGUACGGAGCCUCCACCUGAAAACAGAUGUGCUGUCGCGUGACACCGUGAUAGGUGUCGAUCAGACGAAGAGCUUCUUCCCAAAGUCAAAUCUCACCUGAAAACAUCUGGAGCAAAACGUUUCUCUAAAUUUUGGCCAAUCUGUUUCAGUUUGAAGUUUCCUCCCGCGGUUGUAGGACGUUUUGGAUUGAAUUUCCUCGGAUUCGGGAGUUUUGAUCAACAUGGUGGCGACGAGGCUCGAUUUGUAAACCUGCUGCUUUUAAAUGUGUAUUUAUACUUCAAAUCCUGACAAACUGCAGCACGAAGAACCUGCAGUGAAGCUUUUCUCGUUUAUUUCUUCUACUUUAGCCACAUAAAGUAUUUAUUAGGAUUUUAAAAGGCCAAAUUAAAGCCAAAAGAUUGAACCGAGACGACGAGAUGCUCCCGACUAAUCCUGACGGAUGUUGUUGCUAAUGCUAAUUAGCUCAUUCUGUUGUCAAAUAACAACAAUAACAAGUAACACCUUUUAGUUCCAGAUUUGUACAUGCUUUAUAUGCUGACUGCCUGAAAAUAUUGUAUUUUGUGUAAUUAUUAUUAUUUGGAUUAAUUACUAGUUUUUUAAAAGACUCUUUGUGUUUGGUGACAGACUCGUAUGAUACAGUAGAUAUUUUUUUUAAAGACCUUAUUUUCUGUUUUACUUGAAAAGUGACGUUUAUUCUUCUGGGGUUUCCGCUGGUGGUGUUAGAAGUACUUCCAGCACACGGGACUUCACCUCUCAGCACCACCUAACACUUUUUAGCUUUGCUUUUCACCAAAUGAUCAUCUCAGAAAUGCAGCUGCGCUCCUGGCGCGGCGGGAAGCUCGGGAAAUCCGUCUGCUUUUCUUUUAACGUAAACUUAAGGAGUGUAAAAAGGGGAAACAGAUAUUUGUACAGUUUUCGGGUAUUAAAGCAGAUCUAUUUAUUAACCUGGUGUAAAGGGUAUAUUAAGGGAAAUUUUAACCGCAAAGUGAAAGCUGCCGAGUCAUUUAACGACUUCUAGAUGAGCCGAAGGAUCAAACGUAGUUUGUGUGACAAGUAAAUACACAGCGAGCCGGUGGCUGCGGUUUAAAUCCAGCUGUCCUGUAAAAAGAUGUCGAAAAUGAAUGGAGUCUGGUCGUUUGCCACGUUAAAGACAUUUUAAAUUUGACUCAGUCAUGUGGAGUUCCACACUGAGCCAGUUCAUUUUUAAAAAUACUGAGUCCCGUGAAGGGUGAGACCCACGUCAUUUUCAUAGAGAUCCGCGUCCACACUGGAACGUCUGAACAGUAGAAAACAGCUAAAUCUCUUCAUUCAUACAGGUUAGUACUGAACGUUAAAAUGUCCCCUUGACUUUAGGGCCACUCAGCCGUUUCCAAAAGCUCGGCCUUCCUCGUCCCCUUGACGUGUCCGCGUUGGAGACCGUUUUGAAACAAUGCCGGCGCCCCCAUACACACGGGCUGUAGCGGAAUUCUUUCUUUACUGUUCUGGAGUCACCUCCUCUGCAAGCUUCUGCGGCGUGCAGUUACCCAACACACUCUUCUCUGAGUAGGUUCACUGACACGCUUUCGCGGAGCUUUGCAGAACCUAAAUUCCGGUUGACCUGGAAAUGGAAGUCCAGGUUUGUUUAUUGGAACUGAUCACACAAUUUUUACACAGGAAAAACAGAAACGGGAAAAACAUCUACAGCAGUGGAAACAAGGCAAAGAGCAGAUUCAUCUUGUCUGACUUUUCUCUGCUGGAGGGUUUUAGCUCUUCGGGCCUUUAAAAACUAUUCGUACGAAACAAUCUGAGAAAGAAACACUCGGGUCGAACGGCGGCCUGUGGUGGUGAACCACCGAUGCACAGUGACAGAAAACAGUGAAGGGAUCCAGGAAACGAGCAGAAUCCCGUUGAGCCGAGCUCGAAGUCACAUGAUCGGAUCUGCGGAGAUUGUUAUCGGAGUCCGGUUGCUCGUGGCCUCAUCAUUACAUCUCAUGAAGCAGAAACACGACCGCUCGCAGAGCUCGUGUCUGCAAGUGACCGUUUCAAGCAGCCUGAGGUGCAGAAAGUUAAGGCGCAGUUUUUGGUUUCAUUUCAUACUCGACUAAUACAAAGAUAAUCGGAAACCGAUUCAUUAAGAACCUUCGGAGCAAUAGAAUCAGUCCGUUUGCCAACCAUCUCCUCUCAUUUGCCAUUUUACACUUUGCUUAUAAAAGCAUCACAGGUGGAACCGGUCACUCUCACAGGACAUGAAGAGUAACACUAGCCGGCAGCGACGUAGGCAGCUGAACUGUGUCGGUCAAACUGUUUUCAGAUUUCCACUUUGUCGUCCUCAGUGGCCCAAAGCGGGGCUGAACCUUCAACCUGAAACCUGAACGACGGCUGUUGUCGGGUCCAGUGUGUCUGUGAAUGAUUGUAUCGUCCUUUGGUGUGUACAGUGAAACGUCAGAGAUGACAGAAGCUGACCUGGUUGUGCAUAAAGUACAUACAGGUGUUGUUUUUUCUUUUUUCACCUUCUUUUUAUUUUCUAAAUGGGAGAGUGACAGAUUUAUCAGUAACAAGAAUAAAGGAAUAUGUUGUAUAUCA
Xiphias gladius (swordfish) is the source of this 7430-nucleotide messenger RNA. RefSeq names its product striatin, calmodulin binding protein (gene strn). The coding region runs from base 429 to 2798 and encodes 789 amino acids. The record is from RefSeq and is a predicted model, not a curated record. Gene Ontology annotation, cellular component: dendrite. The transcript is spliced from 20 exons. Lineage: Eukaryota; Metazoa; Chordata; Actinopteri; Istiophoriformes; Xiphiidae. Gene Ontology annotation, molecular function: protein phosphatase 2A binding; calmodulin binding; armadillo repeat domain binding.